AUGGAAGGUGGCAACGGUAACCAAGCUGUGAACGAUAACCAAGCUGUCAAUGUUGAUCUUACUCUCAGACUGGGAGUUGCAAAUGUGGAUGACAAUGCAUUAAAUAAUAAUCAGGUAAACCGUGCACCCCCCGCGCGUAGACGAAGGGGCGAGCAGGAAGAAGCAAAAGUCUGCGACGAAUGCAGAACCGACAACACUCCUCUUUGGAGGAAAGGCCCUAAUGGCCCUCAAACCUUGUGCAACGCAUGCGGGUUACGACAUGCCCGAGCUUUGAGAAGAAAUGCUGAGCAAAAUUAG
Messenger RNA from Erythranthe guttata (spotted monkey flower), 297 nucleotides. Its product is annotated as GATA-type transcription factor nsdD-like. Gene Ontology annotation, molecular function: zinc ion binding; sequence-specific DNA binding. Gene Ontology annotation, biological process: regulation of DNA-templated transcription. NCBI's taxonomy places the organism in Eukaryota, Viridiplantae, Streptophyta, Magnoliopsida, Lamiales, Phrymaceae. The record is from RefSeq and is a predicted model, not a curated record.